UGUGAAGAACGGUAAACGUAGUGUGCCGGCUAGUUGCUAGUAGAUGAAGAACGGGUCGCUAUUUACAACGAGAAUGUAUCGGCUAUAAGCGAUUGGUUCCUUUCACGAGGAAAUCCGUCGGUAGGCGGGUAGUCGUAGAGCGGGGGCUCUAUUGAUUUAAAUUUGGUUUGCCGGUGCGCGUGUCAAUAGUCAACACAGUGCCGCGAAGAGCGCGCGCUCAAGCAUCUAUAUACGCUUUACUGGACGUGUUUUGUGCGGAUCGAAAGGUUAGGCCCUUUGCGGUGCACUUAAUAGGAUAUGUCGACUAAUCCGAAAAAUGGAACAAAUGAGGAUGCGGAGAAUUUAAAUGGACCCAUCUGUGUCCAGAGUGUUAUACCAAAAGAAAGGCAAGAACUAUUAAAGUGGGAUGGCUGGGGAUACAAGGAUUCAGAAUUUCGCGUAAAUGAGAAAGAAAUCAUCGAAUUUACUGGCAACAGGUAUCCUAUCGGAAACAAGGAACUUCCGUACUUCACGCAGUGGGUCAAAGACGUAUUUGAUGUAAAUCUGAGCACCUAUGCACCAGCUCAACCGCCUCCAACGAAUUUACCGGAACCAAUUGUUUCGCCGGAAUUGUUGGAGGGAAUUCGAGAUCUAAAAAUCGAAUAUUCCACGAAAGGUAUCGAUCGAUUGGUUAGAUCACACGGACAUACACUUCGUGAUAUUUAUCUUUUGAGGCACGGAUCGUACAAGCGAAUACCAGAUAUUGUUGUAUGGCCAAAGUGCCACGACGACGUCGUCAAAAUAAUCAAAUUAUGUGCACGCUACGGAGCAGUUUGUAUUCCAUUUGGAGGCGGAACAAGCGUCAGCGGUGCAGCUUCUUGCCCAUCCAACGAACGGCGAACGAUAAUAUUACUGGACACGUUACAGAUGAACAGAAUAUUAUGGAUAGACAGAGAAAAUCUAGUCGCCUGCUGUGAGAGUGGUAUUAUCGGUCAGGAUCUUGAAAGGCAACUCCGACUGCAAGGUCUGACUUCUGGUCACGAACCUGAUUCUUACGAAUUUUCUAGUUUAGGUGGAUGGGUUGCAACAAGGGCGAGUGGGAUGAAAAAAAAUCGAUAUGGAAACAUCGAAGAUUUAGUUGUGCGAGUCAGAAUGGUCACCGGUAGGAUAGAUGACCCGGAAAUCACGUUGGAGAGAAGUUUACUGGUUCCGCGAGCUUCUUGCGGACCUGACUUCGAUCAUAUGAUACUCGGUAGUGAAGGUACAUUGGGUGUCGUCACAGAAGUUGUGUUGAAGAUCAGGCCAAUACCAAAAGUAGUCAAAUACGGUAGCAUAGUUUUCCCAAAUUUUCUAACUGGAGUGUCGGCGUUACGUCAGAUAGCCAAGGAACGACGUCAGCCUGCUAGCAUACGUCUGAUGGACAAUGAGCAAUUCCAGUUUGGCCAAGCGUUACGACCAGAACCUGGCUGGGGCGGUUUAAUUUUACAAGGAUUGAAACAAGCUUACAUUACAAGGAUAAAACGUUUUAAAUGGGACCAAAUAUGUGUUGCUACACUUCUUUUCGAAGGUAGCACAACUGCAGAUGUAGCGAUACAAGAAAAAAACGUUUAUAAUAUUGCCAAACAGUACAAUGGUGUUCCAGCAGGAGAAACAAACGGUGAACGAGGAUACGUUUUAACAUUUGUUAUAGCCUAUAUUCGAGACUUGGGUUUAAAUUAUUCUGUUUUGGCUGAAUCGUUUGAGACCUCCGUCACUUGGAAUCGUGCAGUUUCAUUGUGUAGAAAUGUGAAAUCACGCGUAGCUAGAGAGUGUUACGCGCAUGGUGUGAAACGGUACUUGAUUUCUUGUCGUAUCACGCAAACUUACGACUCUGGUUGUUGUGUGUACUUUUAUAUGGCGUUCAAUUAUAAGGACCUGUCGGAUCCUGUUGAAGUGUACGAGCGUAUUGAACACAAGGCGCGUGAAGAAAUUCUUGCUAAUGGUGGUUCUUUGUCUCAUCAUCAUGGUGUAGGCAAGUUACGUUCCUGUUUUUAUCCGGAUGUCGUAGGGGAAAUAGGAGUGUCCCUUUAUCGAGCAGCCAAAGCACACUUGGAUCCACAUAAUAUAUUUGCAGCCGGAAACUUGGAUCCUCAAUGUGUAUCAAAAUUAUAAAUUUAAUGCCAACAAAAUAUUGUAAUAAUUUAGAACUUAUUUCACCGGGAAUCUUUUAAGUUGAAAAAAUUACUUCUAUUGAGGGAACACUGUUAGUAAAUAACAGUAAUGAUAGACAUUGUCAUUUUACUAAUUUGUUGUGAUGAUAUAAAAAUAGCGGUAAAGGAAGAGACUAGUAUAAUAUGUAUAAAUAAAUAUGAACCAUGGUGUCGUUUGGUACAAAUACGGAAUUGUAAUUGUAUCAGCAUUUUUAUAAGUUAUUAUAAAUAAACAAGACUCGCUUA
Megachile rotundata (alfalfa leafcutting bee) is the source of this 2414-nucleotide messenger RNA. RefSeq names its product alkyldihydroxyacetonephosphate synthase (gene Agps). Gene Ontology annotation, molecular function: alkylglycerone-phosphate synthase activity; FAD binding. NCBI's taxonomy places the organism in Eukaryota, Metazoa, Arthropoda, Insecta, Hymenoptera, Megachilidae. Gene Ontology annotation, cellular component: peroxisome. The record is from RefSeq and is a predicted model, not a curated record. Gene Ontology annotation, biological process: lipid biosynthetic process.